AUGUGCUUCUCAGUGGAACCCAAGGCCAAAUACUACUACCAGGAGGAAAUCAUUCCUGCACGGCCACACCGAGAGUCGUACCGGGAUUCGCACCGCGACUCAUACCGCGAUUCCGGCGUCGACUACUACCACCAUCACCAUCGCCAUUCUUCUUCUCGUCACUCGCACUCGCACUCGCCGCGAACGAGCCACACGGCCGUUGACCGAUACAGCAGCAGCCCCCGGGUCAGCACAUACACCCCUCGCCUCAGCUCCAGCAGCACCAGGCGCAGCGUCAUCCCGGCGAGAGUUGUGUACAAGGAGACGACGCAGAGCCGCUACGUGUAA
Molecule: messenger RNA, 327 nt
Organism: Trichoderma gamsii
Lineage: Eukaryota; Fungi; Ascomycota; Sordariomycetes; Hypocreales; Hypocreaceae
Exons: 1
Coding region: 1-327 (108 amino acids)
Source: RefSeq, a predicted model, not a curated record